GCAUCUUUUUUUUCUUCUUCCACAAAAAUAACAAUAAGAAAAACGAAUCGCUCCCGAAAUUUCUCCGAUCCGAUUUUUUAUUCCUCCCCGAUAUCCUGAUCCGGCCGGCAGCGCGCCGCCUACGCCUACGGCCCCAGCAGGGAGCACCUCGCCACCGGAGGCGAAGCGGAGGAGCCCUCUCGCGCCGGAGGCUCCGGUGUGUGACGGCGACGUCCUCCUCCCCCCACCGUCCCACGUGCUCGGUCGGCGAGCAGGUUUGGAGGGGCGACCCCGGCGUCGCGGCCGGCCUCCGCUCGAGCCGAAUUGAAAGAUGCUGAAACUGGAACUGUCAUAUAGGCUGUAGAACGAGAAUUUCAUGUAGUGUAUUUCACGUGUUAGCAUCCGUGUCAGUUUGGUAAGGAAUCGUGUCAGAUUUGGUAUCGGAAGAUGGCCGACGAGGUGGCUUUCGAGACUGCUAGGAAGAUCAUCAUGCACCCGCUUUACACGCCAAGGUCUUCGCCAUGGCUUGACUUGAAGGUGUUCUACGUUAGGGUGAGCAAUUGCGAGGUGGAUGAGUCUGCGCCGGACCGUCUCACGCUCAACCACAUCCCGCUUUCUCCUGACACGGUCAUUGAGGUGAAUGGUCAGCGGAGCAGCAUGCACACAGAGUUCAUCUCUUCAUCCCUCAGAAGGGACAGGGUCGACAAAAUGACCGAGGAGGCUACAUUUGUGAGCACAGAUAGUAUAAGGAUGACAGGGAGUGUCAGGUUUCAGGUGUUCGAUAAGAAUGAUCUGUUGCUUACAGGUGACCUAGAGUUGUGCAGUGCCAAUGGAGUGGUUGGGGAACCGAAGAACAGCAGCAAGAGAUGGAAUAUGAAAUGCCAACCAGCAUCAUCAUGCAACGGUUUUCUGAAGGGGAAGCUUUCCACAGGCUCAGAGCCUGUACAUCCUGUGAUAGAGGUGUAUCUUGCUGGCACUUUCUGUGGCACACCUAUUAUAUUGACAAAGACUGUCCAGCAUAUAUCACGGAGGAAGUCCCAAAUGAAACUAAAGCUUGAUUCCAUCCCUGAGAAUGAAGCAACUGAACAACAAAAAGAAGAGUUACAUGAUGACUCUUUGCAGGUAUCAGAAUUGCACAAUCCCAAAUCUGAGACAGAUGUCGAUGUUGACUAUAACAGCUUGUACUCAAGGCAGGACUUUAUAGAGGGCGAGGACGGUGAGCUUUCAUGGUUUAAUGCCGGUGUCCGAGUUGGGGUUGGGAUUGGCCUUGGUAUUUGUGUGGGUGUUGGAUUGGGUGUUGGUCUGCUGGUCCGGACAUACCAAAGCACCAGUAGGAACUUCAGGCGGCGAUUGCCCUGAUGACCAGUCACUCUGGAAUCCGUUGCUUCCUUGUCUGCAAUGGCAAUCAUUUUUGCUCCCUUUGAGAUGUAAAUACUACUGGUCUGUAUGGCAAAUAAGAGUCGAAUCACUUGCUGCGACCUUGAGCAUCAAAUGGUUCUUAAAUGUGUGCUUGAAGGAAAUUAAGUGACCGACAAGUGCAGAGGGUGAUGUUACACCUACAAACUGUUGCAUGUCAUGGCAUCUUGUACAUAUAUAACUCGAUUAGGUGAUCAGUUAUUUGUGUCAUAUGGUUGGUUAUUUGAGCUUUUUCAGGUCUUGGACAAUGUACACCUGUGGAUGUACUUACUUUUAGGUUUGUAAGUUUGUCUUUAGCAACGUGUCAAAAUUUUUUCUAGACCUUCUCUGUUUCCGAUACAUGCUGGUAGUCUGUACUGUAUACAGAACUGGAGUGCACAACUCCCAGUUUCUUCUUGUUCUGUAGUCAGCGUCAACUGUUCAUAAAGUAUUUUGGGUAGUAGUAUUUAAAGCGAACCUUGUACUGUAUCUCCCUUGAUGAUGCCAAUAAAGCUGGUAUACUGUGGCCCUGUUUA
Messenger RNA from Oryza brachyantha (malo sina), 1910 nucleotides. RefSeq lists its product as uncharacterized. The coding region runs from base 427 to 1338 and encodes 303 amino acids. The transcript is spliced from 4 exons. Gene Ontology annotation, molecular function: phosphoglycerate dehydrogenase activity. NCBI's taxonomy places the organism in Eukaryota, Viridiplantae, Streptophyta, Magnoliopsida, Poales, Poaceae. The record is from RefSeq and is a predicted model, not a curated record.